Molecule: messenger RNA, 1473 nt
Organism: Penicillium nucicola
Lineage: Eukaryota; Fungi; Ascomycota; Eurotiomycetes; Eurotiales; Aspergillaceae
Product: heme-dependent oxidative N-demethylase family protein
Exons: 3
Coding region: 1-1473 (490 amino acids)
Source: RefSeq, a predicted model, not a curated record
AUGAGCGCCUUACCAAGCCCGGAGCAACUAUGGCGAAUCGGAUUGAUCUUAGUAGCCGCCACUGUACUUUAUGCCCUUGUCAACAAAGCAUGUGGAAAACCAUACUUGACCGGAAUAAUGCUGCGAGGUCGAAAGAACUCAACAGCAAGAACACCACCACGAUCCUUCUCCCCAGAAAAGACAGCAACAAGCCCAAAACCGCCUUCCACCUAUGCAACCGCUUUGCCACCCCAACGCAGAACAGCCCUAGCCGAUAUCAAAUGUGCGAAUGCGCCGUAUACCGACGUCAGCGAAGACGAAGUCCAUCGCAACAUCCUGCCCAUGAGCGCCGACUACCGGUCAAGCCCAGGUAACAAGUAUACUCCAAUGGGAUUUUCCGUCGAUGAAGUCAGAGCCCUCGGGGAUUUCCCGGACUAUGCGACUUUGAGUGGAGUGCCACUUCCCAGCUCAUAUCCCGACUUUGAUAUUGAGAAGGCACUGCCUCGACCUUAUCGUCCUUUCAGAUGGGCAUAUCACCAGACUAUGUCGUUAACAAAACUCGAGACUGACUGGUGGAUCGAGCUCGAAAGCACAUAUAAGAAGCGAAUUGCUCAGCGCAAAGAAUUGUAUGCAACAAGGGGCAAAGAAGUACUCGACUCUAUGCCAGGAUCUGAACUGGCCUGCAAGGAGAUCAUGGAAAUGGUUUUGCAGUUUAUUUGUUCUCGCUAUCCGCAGUAUUUCACUCUUGUGGAUAACCGCAUCCUUCAUAACAAGAUCCUCGGCACGGAGCAGGAUGUAACAGCUAAGCCUCCGUUGGAAGUCUUGCUCGAUAAUGUGCCUGAAGAUUUCGGCAUCAUGCUUCGUGAUGACACGACGGGAUAUUACUUCCUGCGCGCAGGGUUUAUUUGUUCGUCGUUGGGUUGGAAUGUUGCAACUAAGGUUGGGAAACAGUUGCAUGAGAUUCAUGAAACUAUUCCAGAUUAUAAGGAGAAGAUGCAGUUCUCCAUGGACCGGUUCUUCACCAAGAUGCCAGCCGAGAAGCCAAUUCAGCGAGGAUCCUGGGGGCUGGAAAUCGGCCAGCCACUGUAUAUGCCACCAGACGAUCCGCAUGAAAAGCUUCGUCUUUCUCAACAGCCUGAUCUUGCGCUUGACGAGUGCCAUCUUCGGGUAGAUUGGCAGACCCUGAGACGGCUGCCCUUGUCAGGUGCUGUUGUCUUCAAUUUCAAGGCCCUUUUCACUCCUGUCACGGAAUUUCGCGAUGAACCCGGGGUGCCGGCUUUGCUCACAAAGGUCCUUACGGAGGGAAAGAAGAAUCUGAUGGAAUACAAGGGUGUUUGGCACGUGCAACAUGUGUUGCUACCUAAUUUGAAGGAGUGGGCGAAGGAGCAGGAGGAGGAAGGCUUGGUCUCAAAGGAUUGGGAGGUCGCUACUCUGGAUGAUAGUCCGUGGUUUAAGGGGUGGCAGGAAAAAUGGCAUCGGCAACAAGGAUUUUAG